Passer domesticus (house sparrow) is the source of this 2306-nucleotide messenger RNA. Its product is annotated as protein Smaug homolog 2-like. The record is from RefSeq and is a predicted model, not a curated record. Gene Ontology annotation, cellular component: P-body. NCBI's taxonomy places the organism in Eukaryota, Metazoa, Chordata, Aves, Passeriformes, Passeridae. Gene Ontology annotation, molecular function: mRNA binding; translation repressor activity; protein binding. Gene Ontology annotation, biological process: negative regulation of translation; nuclear-transcribed mRNA poly(A) tail shortening; regulation of mRNA stability.
ACUGGGGGGCACUGGGAGUUACUGGGGGGGUCCCAGGCCCCGCCCCCGGCGCGGGGGGCGUGGCCGCGAGGAGAGGGGGCGUGGCCUCCUUGAUUGACGCUUGUCGCAGGGGGAGGGGGCGUGGCCCAGCGCGAGGGGCGGGGCUCCGCGUGCGCACCGCACCGGGCCCCGCCCCCGCGGCGCGCGCGCGCCUGCGCCGGGCUCCCCCAUUGGCCGCCCCGCUCCUUCCCCGCCCUCUCAUUGGCCCGGCGGCGGCGGCGGCGCCGUGACGCAGCGACGCGAGCGUGCGCGCCGUGCGCGCUGACGUUGCGCGGCGGCGGCGGCGGCGGCGGACCCUCCGGACCCUGCGCCGCGCUCCCAGCCCGGGGGGGCCCCUGGGCACCCCCCGCCCCGACACCCCCCAAUGCGCUGCCCGGCCCGGGGGGGGCCCCCCCGCCCCCUGAGGGGGGGGCAGGGCCGUUUGCGCGCCCCCCCCGGCCCCCCCAGCCAUGAUGUUCCGGGACCAGGUGGGCAUCGUGGCGGGCUGGUUCCGCGGCUGGAGCGAGUGCGAGCAGACGGUGGCGCUGCUGGCGCUGCUGAAGCGCGUGACGCGCACGCAGGCGCGCUUCCUGCAGCUCUGCCUGGAGCACUCGCUGGCCGACUGCCCCGACAUCCACCUGCUGGAGGCCGAGGCCAACAGCGCCGCUGCCAUCUCGCAGUGGCCCCAGGAGCCCGCCGAGGCGGCCGUGGCGCUGCUGCUGGCCCACCUGCCGCUGCUGCAGCCCGGCAACGCGGCGGCCAAGGCGGAGUACAUGAAGCGGCUGCAGAAGGUGCUGGCCGACGCCAUCGAGAGCAACCGCUGCGUGGAGGAGUCGCGGCAGCUGCUCUCCUACGCGCUCAUCCACCCCGCCACCACGGCCGACGACCGCAGCGCGCUCGCCCUGUGGCUGGGGCACCUGGAGGAGCGCCUGGCGCCGCCGGCGCCGCGCCGCGCCCACCGCGAGUGGCCCCCCGAGCCCCCCGAGGCCGGCGCGGCGGGCUGGGCCGAGCAGCAGCAGCAGCAGCAGCAGCAGCAGCAGCAUGCAGGGACAGCAGGGACAGCGGGGCCGAGGGGAGAACGGGCACCCUCCGUUUCAGGCCCUGCCGUGCCAGCUGCACCCCAGCCCCCUGAAGCGCUCGCUGCUGCCCGGCAGCCCCCAGCCCGGCCCGGGGGGCGAUCUGGGCGGGCCCGGGGGGUCCUGAGGAGCCCCCCGCCGCCCCCCGGGGGCCCCCCCCGGCCUUCGGGGAGCAGCACGCGCCCCCCCUGUCCCCCCAGAGCAGCGUGGGCCUCGUCGGGCAGCGAGCACACCGAGGAGCCCGGCGGGCGCAACUCCUUCCAGGAGGACGGCAGCGGCAUGAAGGACGUGCCCUCGUGGCUGAAGAGCCUGCGGCUGCACAAGUACGCGGCGCUGUUCGCGCAGAUGAGCUACGAGGAGAUGAUGACGCUGACCGAGCGGCACCUGGAGACGCAGAACGUCAAAGGCGCGCGGCACAAGAUCGCCCUGAGCAUCCAGAAACUGCGGGAGCGGCAGAGCGUGCUGCGGGCGCUGGAGAAGGACAUCCUGGAGGGGGGCAACCUGUGGUCGGCGCUGCAGGAGCUGCAGCAGAUCCUGGGGACCCCCAUCAAGGCCUUCCGGCCCCCCCCGCCCCCCGCGCCCCCCGACGGGGCCCCCCGGAGCCGCCCCCGGCCCCCCCCCGAGGCCGAGCCCCCCGCGGCGCCGGUGCCCGACGGGGACAUCCCGGGGCAGUUCACGCGUGUCAUGGGCAAGGUGUGCACCCAGCUCCUGGUGUCGCGCCCGGACGAGGAGAACAUCACCAGUUACCUCCAGCUGCUCGAGAAGUGCCUGAGCCACGAGGCGUUCACGGAGACGCAGAAGAAGCGGCUCCAGUCCUGGAAGCAGCAGGUGCUGAAGCUGCUCCGCGCCUUCCCCAAGAAGGGGCCCCUGGACGGCCCCCCCGGCUACCGGCCCCCCAAAAGCUGGGCCUUCGGCUCCAACUCGCUCCCCAUAGCUGGCUCUGUGGGGGGGGGGCGGCGGCGGGGGGGGGGCCGCCCCUUCGCGCUGCCCCCCCGGGCCCUGCCCCCCGCCCCCCGCCCGCCUGGGGCUGCUGGGACCCCCCGGGGGGGGCCCCCCCGAGCCCCCCUGGGAGCGCCCCACCCCUGGGCGCGCCCGGACGGCAGAGCCUUUGGUUCGGGGCCGGGGGGGGCGCAGGGGGGGACCCCCGGGAGCCGCGGGGCCGUGCAGAGAACGCACUCGCUGCCCGUGCACAGCUCGGCCCUGCUCGCCUUC